AUGUCUCCAGUCUUUGGAUUUAUGUUCCUAUGGAUUAUAAACACAGUAGGACAAACUCACGGGAGCACAGAGUCCGCUGAUAUAGAGUCCGCAAGAUGCAAAGUCCGCUGUCUGAUUGAAUAUUUGAAAGAUUUUGAGAGGAGACUUGGAGGUACAGAAGUCAGCAUGGUACGUGCGAAUGCAGACAGAUGCAGAGUUGACAGAAACUGCUCUACUUGUAGCAGACCAUGUUCUACUUUGGUUCAUAAUAUUGCUGCAUGUACAGCUGCUUGUCAAAAUGAAACUGCUUGUCUGUUAAGUUGCCAUUUUAUACGUCAUAUCCAUACAACUAAACAUGGUCAGUGCCCAUCAAGGACAACGCUGGAUGAGAGUCAGGCCCAGUGUACCGUGACGUGUGAUAAAGACACAGAUUGUGGUGGGGUAGAGAAGUGUUGCGAUAAUGGAUGUGGGUACACGUGUCAGAGUGCCACCAAUGCAGAUGUGGGCUUACCAGAGACAACCACUGCCCCUGAAGUGAGAGAGCGUCCCAAGGGAAAGUCAGUUGAGCUAACCUGGGAGAUCCCAUCAUACAAGACCCCCAUUGUGUACAUCAUCCAAGGCAGAACCAGUGUGGGGAUGAGUGGCAACUAUGGACCCUGGCAAAUGGUCAUGGAGUCUACCAGACCUGGGGCUAUAUGGAAGGGGGUGAAGGCCGGACACUGGUACCAGUUCAGGAUCGUUUCCGUCAACAUAAACGGAUCCAGUGAGCAUUCUGAACACAGUGUGGACUUCAAGUUAACUAAAGAGCCGAGAAGUCCAUCUGAACCAACUGACUUUAGGGAAGGGGGGUUCACUCUGCAUGAUGGUAUGGUGAAUGUUCGUCUUCUUUGGGAGGAACCUCGCAAAUCUGACCUCCCUAUCUCUAAAUACAAGAUAUUCUGGACCAAGCAGACCAACAAAGUACCUCUUGUAGGAGAACCAACUGGUGAACACAAGAGACUCAUAGCAGCAGAUAAAAGGGAGUUUGAGUUGAAGAACUUGGAACCAGACACUAGGUAUAUGAUACAGAUCCAAGCUCUGGCGCCAUACGGAAAUAGAAAGUUGAAGAGUGAGAAAGUUUCCUUAGAAAUAGAGACUUAUCCUUUGUCCCAGUCUACAGAGAGAGAUAGAACAACACCCUCACCUUCUAUAAUAACUGAAGUGGACACUGCUCCACCGGUGACUUUCCCGAUUCCUGGUACCGUCCAAAACAUAACAUUUGAGAAACCAUUUUACCAAAAUGGUCUGCUCAAGGCGAGGAUAUCAUGGCUCGCCCCAGAUAGUUUUGAUGAUGGAAUACUGCGAUAUGACCUUCAGUGGUCGCCCAAUGCCUGUAUAGCACUGGAGGAUAGAGUGAGAACAAUGUCAGAUCACACUGAGAAUGAAUAUUUUGAGCUGUAUGACCUAAAAUUUGACUGCCAGUACCAGGUCAAGGUCAUUCCUGUGUCGACCAAUCAUAUUGUUGGUAUGGUUGGGCAUGCCAUCUUUUAUACACCUGAAUGCCCAGAUGUUCAUGUGAUGGGAGAGAUUGUACCUGACUGCCCCACUGAUACUCCCAGUGUGCCUCGGGAACCUCAAAACAUCAACUAUAGAUUGAUAAUCAUAAACCAAAACAUCAGCGCAGAAAUAACAUGGUCAAAGCCUCAAUCUGAUCGACCAAUCAUAAGCUUCCGUGUCACGUGGGGCGCUGUCUUGCCUAUGGAUGAGAUGAAAGAGUUUCCGCAUAUGGACAUGAACACAGCUCUAACUAAAGUUUUAUCAAAUAAAGCCAAAUUGUUCAGUAUAGAUUCCCUAAGAGAAGGUACAUCAUAUAUAGUACAAGUACAGGCCCUGUCUAAGGUUGGGAGUGGGAUGAUAGGACAAGUACAGUUUGAAGUUCCCUUCCUAUAUUCCAGUAGGAUCAGGCCACCAGAUCACGAUAUACAGCACCAAGAGCCUAGCAACACAAAACAUCUCCAUAGUAACAAAGCAGACACUGCUGUAGACGUAGACGCCCAAGUGGAGCAGGACAAUAAAGACUCUAGAACACAAAGCACGGACACUUUAAAAGCCAGUGCCACUUGUCCCUCCAUAACUACUGCAGUGUUAAUAAUAUCAGUGACUCUGGUGCCUUGGAUAGCUUGGCCAUUACCCUGAGAUCCCCCCAGAUAGCCACAUUAAACUCUUACUAUGAGCCAAUGAGAUUUAAUGAUCUCAAUUAUCAGAUUAUAGCUUGGUCAUUACCCUGAGAUCCCCCCAGAUAUCCACACUAAACUCUUAC
Owenia fusiformis is the source of this 2278-nucleotide messenger RNA. Lineage: Eukaryota; Metazoa; Annelida; Polychaeta; Sabellida; Oweniidae. The record is from the annotation of a GenBank genome assembly.